UAUACACUGCACUUUGGUCCGGCCAUGGCGGCUGUGUGGGGAGGCGCAGCAGCUUCCACAUUCCUGAGAGGCACCGGCAGUGACAGGUGCUUGGCACCGUGGAGGGCGCCGAGCAGGGCCCAUGGUGGCGGCGGCCGGGGACGGCUGGGCGGCGGGGUUGGAGUCCAGGUGUUUGCCAUGGCGCCUCCCAAGCCAUCCGGCAAGGCCAAAAAGGUGACGGGCAUGGUGAAGCUGGCAUUGCAAGCGGGCAAGGCGACGCCGGCUCCUCCGGUCGGCCCUGCUCUGGGUUCCAAGGGCGUUAACAUCAUGGCCUUCUGCAAGGAAUACAACGCCAGGACGGCCGACAAGGCCGGCUACAUUAUCCCCGUGGAGAUUACAGUCUUCGACGAUAAGAGCUUCACCUUCAUCCUCAAGACACCUCCGGCGUCAGUGCUACUCCUUAAAGCCGCAGGCGCCGAGAAGGGUUCCAACGAGCCCAAGCGGGUCAAAGUGGGCAAGGUGACGGCGGAUCAAGUGAGAGACAUAGCCAAGGAAAAGCUCCCCGACCUCAACUGCACGUCCAUCGACUCGGCUAUGCGAAUCAUUGCGGGGACCGCUGCCAACAUGGGCAUAGAUAUCGAGCCGCCGAUACUCGUCCCCAAGAAGAAAGCCGUCUUGUAGUGCUUUGCUUUUUGAAAAUCUUAGUUUUGUAACCCGUCAAACCAUGUGUCAAACCAUCCAGAACAAAUUUCCCA
Selaginella moellendorffii is the source of this 734-nucleotide messenger RNA. Its product is annotated as 50S ribosomal protein L11, chloroplastic. Bases 25 to 660 code for a protein of 211 amino acids. The transcript has 4 exons. Lineage: Eukaryota; Viridiplantae; Streptophyta; Lycopodiopsida; Selaginellales; Selaginellaceae. Gene Ontology annotation, cellular component: ribosome; large ribosomal subunit. Gene Ontology annotation, biological process: translation. Gene Ontology annotation, molecular function: structural constituent of ribosome; large ribosomal subunit rRNA binding. The record is from RefSeq and is a predicted model, not a curated record.